Molecule: messenger RNA, 4163 nt
Organism: Haliotis rubra (blacklip abalone)
Lineage: Eukaryota; Metazoa; Mollusca; Gastropoda; Lepetellida; Haliotidae
Exons: 23
Biological process (GO): multicellular organism development; protein phosphorylation; cell surface receptor protein tyrosine kinase signaling pathway
Cellular component (GO): signaling receptor complex
Molecular function (GO): protein kinase activity; ATP binding; protein binding
Source: RefSeq, a predicted model, not a curated record
UGUAGAAUAAAGAUACACUUUCUCCUCUUGGUAGUACUUCUGGGGAUCCUUGUCGAGUUCAGCGUCCAGUGGUCUGGGAACCUUUGUUCUCGGACAGUCUGCAGGUACAGACAAGUGACACGCUGUGCAUAUCGGACGUGGAUGGGAUGCUGCUACUACAAGUGGUACCGGGUGCCGGAUUAUCGGACUACCUAUUUCUGCUGUCCUGGCUGGUCAACCUCAUCCUACCAGAACUGUAACCGACCAAUCUGCAACCCUCCCUGUCAGAAUGGUGGUAUCUGUGUGCAACCCAACACCUGUCAGUGUAAUGAUGGAGCUAUAGGAUUAAGGUGUAACACGUUUGUAUGUAACUACCAGAGGCCUUGUUUCCCCGGGAUCUGUACACCAGGCAUCAGUGUCAACUGUGACUGUUCAUCAGGGUUCACGUCUCCUUCAACUAGUCCGAGUGACUAUUGUAGAAAAUUGGAAUCAACCCAGAAGCCAGAGAUUUACGAGAUCGGCGCCAGACUGUCGUUCUGGCAUCGGGGCACCGGGAUGCCAACCAUGGAGAAGUAUUCCCUGUACGCGGACUCCACCAUGUCCACUGAUGCUGACUCCCUCUGGACAAACAGGGAAAGAUUCAACUGGGUGAACGUCACUGCGUCUGCCCAUUACAUGACGGAUAAUUACACUCAGCCCUUCUUCAUCAAGAGAUAUGGCAUUGGAAUUGCUAAGGCAGAAGUUGACAUUCACCAUGAGAAGCUACUGUUGACGGGGUCAACCCCGAUUGUCAGUCUUGACACAACGCUGCCCUGCACACCGACUGUGUCUUACCUCAACCCCACCUCCGACACCUACUACUGUGACAUAACCAAACGGGACUACGACAUAUUUCUGGAAAAUGAAGAUACACUUAUUCUAACAUUCAAGGCCUGGAACGGGGGUUACCGGGAACUCCAGGAAUUAACUUCUUCUGGCCUGAGAAACAGAGGGAACCAGACGUACACGGGACAUAUGGUAAACCAGUCUAUGCAGUUCCGUUUUGACUUCAAGAAACCAACCCACAGCUGCCUGGGUCAAGGGUCUUCCUGUUCAGGUGAACCGUUUUCAAUGACGCAAGAUGUGACAAAGUAUCCAAUCAAUCUCCGCUGGUCCAACUGGAAUGAUGUUCUUUCUGGCAUGUACCGCUAUGCCUGGGAGGUAUUUAAACUACAGGUGGAUGGGAACCAGGUUCUGAAGGAGUAUGAACCCUUGAAUCCCAUAUAUGGACCUGUUGAAGUCAAUCAGUCGUCAUCUGCCUCCAACUCCUUCCAAGCCAUCUACACACCAACUGCUCCUGGAGUGUACUCCUUCAUCCUGGAGGCCUCGGACAAGGCAAAUAACUCUGUCUUUGUCAGGAGAAUCGCCAUAUACGACCCCGUGUCCAGUGUUACUAUAGAUACAGGGGCAGAAAACCGUCUAUACAUAUCUUCGGCGGAUCCUAAUGGCGGGUACAACUGGCAAGAUGAUCCAUCUAGAGAAAUCAAGGUCACGUGGACCAACCACUUUGUCAACCUGAUGCACGAGCAGGGCAAGUGGUUGAACCAAGUCCUCGCCUACCCCCCACAGCUUGAGAACUUCUUGAAGAACAUCCCCAGAGAGUCCGGACAGGAUGACCACGAAGGAAACAGGACAGUAGACGCAAUACAAAACAAGAGAGGUGUUGUCAAGUUUGAGAUAGCUUAUGCGAAGGACAGCAACGCCGGUGUGAAUCAGGUGGAACCAGCCACAGGCUGGACUGAUGUUGGACUCAGUGAAACAUAUACCAUACCUCCAGGUUCACACCUAUAUCUACUGACGAAGAGCGACACGGUGACAGUUUGGGUGAGAGCUACAGACGUCCUAGGCAACACCUUGGUAGAUUCGACCAGGGUACAUUUUGAUGAUACACCGCCUGAAGUCGAGCAGCCUGUGUUCAGGAUGAACGUCCAGUCGAACAAUAUUUCAUUCAGUUCAACUGUUGAAGUAAACGUUCGGGACAUGCAGAGCGGUAUGAAACGUGUGGACCUCUUCAUCUGGAAAACUGACAGCAACGUGGCGAUUGUUAAUGAAACGUUGCCUCUGACGACCGUAGAUUACUGUGCGGGUUUUUCAACGUGUUACUGUACCACCGUCAAUCCAGUCUGCUUCAACAAGAAGCAGCUCCUGCCCAUUAGAAACUGCUGGUUGACGCACCCAAUGCUGGAAGGAAAGACGGUGACAAUGGAAAUGAACUUCGUGAACAUGGCCGGACUUCAUACAACAAAGAGUUUCACUGUGGACAGUCCAGAGGCACUGACUGGAACACAGGGAUCGCUAGCACCUGUAAACGUGACUGUCAUCAGCAAGGACACCAACCAAGUGACCCUGGCGUGGAAACACGCCCUCACCUGCUACCGCCGGACAGAGAUGUGGAUCAGCUAUGAGUCAAAUGGACGGACGGAAAUAAGACUACUGCACAGGACAGCGACCACCCACACUCUGGUCGGCCUCCAGCCGGACACAGAAUACAGCAUUGUAGUCAUAUCCCAGUAUGUGGAUUAUAAGAGCAGGGCUGUCCCAUUGACCGUCAAAACAGUUUCUGAUGGACUUUCUUCUGGAGCUGUUGCUGGCGUUGUUGUAGGAACGUUGUUGCUGCUAGCUUUGAUACUGGUUGUUGUGGGCCUGAUUCUGUUCCACCUUGGGCUAUUGGCUGGAAUCUUCGGGCGUCGGAACAAUUACAGAGAACAACCCCAUGUUGUGACCUCAGGGCAAACGGCGGGCUUCAAUCGGAACAACCGUAGAAGUAGAUGGGCAUUUGACAUUACAACAUACACAAAGGACGACGGCAUCUACAUCAACGGCAGCAUGGACCUAGGGGAACCGUGGUACGUCCCUCCAGAGGACAUAACCCUGUCAGAGGUCAUCACAGCUGGCAAGUUUGCCACGAUCUACAAGGCCAAAUGGAUGGAAACGCCCAAGAACGUCAAACAAGUUGUGGCUAAGGUUCUGAAAGUGCGGGAGAGUCAGGACGACAUCCUUUUGAUGCUGGCGAAGAUCAACUUUGCUGCAACUAAGCUGGGCAAACACAAGAACCUGUUGGGCUUCCUGGGAGCUGUCAUGGAGAACGAGGCGUUGGGUCCCGUGAUGGUGCUGGAGUACUGUGAGAUUGGCCAGCUGGACAAGUGGCUGACCAAGCAAAGAUUAAACAUCAGCGACGACACCCUCGACAGGAUUCAGAACUUUGCCCUGGAGAUCGCGCGUGCCAUGGAGUACCUGGCGUCCAAAAAGAUCGUUCACCACAAACUGGCUGCAAGGAACUGUUUGCUGACCAACCUACUGGCGAUCAAGGUGUCUGGGUGUGGCCCGAUUAAGGCUGAUGAAUCUGCUGAUGACGUCAAAGAAGACCGCAUCCUCAUUAAAUGGACAGCCCCCGAGUGCCUCACGUCCUUUAAGGAAGCAAGCGAGAAGAGUGACGUGUGGUCCUAUGGCGUGACUGUAUGGGAGAUCUUCAGUUUGGGUGAGAAACCUUACUCUGACAUCAAAGGUCGUGACAUCCCAACGAAGGUCAAGGGCGGGCAUAGAUUGUCAAGGCCAGAGUAUGCCGAGGACUUUCACCAUCGGCUGAUGCAGGAGUGCUGGUUUGAGUCCCCGAGCGAACGUCUCGCCUUCAGCACCAUCGUGGGAAGGCUGGAGUCGUCUUUCAGACUGCAACCUGAUGGCAGCGAUGAACCCCAUUACAACGAAAUAUGAGUUGGCAGGCAAGGUACCUCGUGGUACACACGACACGCGCGCACAUACGCACGCAGAAAAAGAGAGAAGCUAGCGCACAAUUAGAUUGUAUUUUUCUAGUUCCUGUUUGCCAUUCUCAGUAUGGAUGAAAGAUUUAAGUAUCUUCAACUGAUCUUUCCACAAAUACAAUACAUACACACUCAAAUGUUAUAAUGCCAGACCAUUAAAGAAUAGCAUCCUGUCAUGCUUCACAAAGAUUAGACAUGUCAUUCAGUAUUGUGAAGAAAAGUCGCCAUAAUUUGAAAUGAAUAGUCCAACUGGGAGUCCGUUAAGUGCGUACUGUCGUUUCGAAAGAGGUGUUGACUUUGUUUGGUUUCGUACGUUUUGGGGGCGCUUCGUAAGUUUUCUUAUGUUAAUUUUCAUGGAAUUCAGAAUAAAAUUAUAUUAGUGUUUUA